Molecule: messenger RNA, 925 nt
Organism: Drosophila rhopaloa
Lineage: Eukaryota; Metazoa; Arthropoda; Insecta; Diptera; Drosophilidae
Gene: Vamp7
Product: vesicle-associated membrane protein 7
Exons: 4
Coding region: 131-787 (218 amino acids)
Biological process (GO): vesicle fusion; exocytosis
Cellular component (GO): membrane; SNARE complex
Molecular function (GO): SNARE binding; SNAP receptor activity
Source: RefSeq, a predicted model, not a curated record
AAUCCGAGAGCACGUCAUCAGUGGCGAUUCGUUGUUGAUUCCCCCGAUAAGCAAAACAAAGCGGCUUGAGGAGCUGAGGGCAGGAAGUGCCGAACCGCACCCUUAACAAAGAAGAAUCUGCGGCACCAACAUGCCGAUUCUAUAUAGUGUAAUUUCGCGGGGCACCACGGUGCUGGCCAAGUUUGCCGAGUGCGUCGGCAACUUUGCCGAAGUCACGGAGCACAUAAUCGGCCGGAUCGGGGUGCACAACCACAAGAUGACUUACACACACGGCGACUACCUGAUCCACUACAAUUGCGAGAACAAGUUGGUCUACAUGUGCAUCACCGACAACGAGUUCGAGCAAUCCCGGGCUUUUCUUUUCUUGGCGGAUGUCAAGCAGAAGUUUAUCCAGACUUAUGGCCUGCAGGUGGCCACGGCCAUCGCAUACUCUAUGAACACGGAAUUCUCCAAGAUCCUGGCCCAGCAAAUGGUCUACUUCAGUCAGUCACGGGAGGUGGACACCAUUUCGAGGGUCCAUGGACAGAUCGACGAGCUAAAAGACAUAAUGGUUAAGAAUAUUGACAGUCUGCGAGAUCGCGGCGAGAAACUGGAGCUGCUGGUUAACAAGACCGAAAACUUGAGCAAUAAUUCCGUUGCAUUCCGCAAAGCCUCGCGAAAUUUGGCACGACAAAUGUUUUGGAAGAACAUCCGGAUCUACGUGGUGGUGGGCCUGGUGAUAACCUUUAUUGUGUACGUGAUCGUGAGCAUGGCCUGCGGCGGCCUUGCUUGGCAGUCCUGUGUUUAGGAUGCGCUUUAAAGUUGUUUAUAUUGUUAUAGACUCAUAACUCAUGUAUAUUUGCAUAUAAAACUCUACGGUACUCUCACUAUCUAUGUUCUAUGUAACAAACGUGAAUAUAUACAGUAAAUAAUGUUGGGAAAGCCA